GCCCUGCGCGACCUCUAGGACUUACCCAGCAGGCAACGCUUCUGCCUCGGGUCAAAAUGGCUGGCAGGCCUGCCGUUGCAGCAUCAAGCAAGUGGCUGGAGGGUAUUCGAAAAUGGUAUUACAGUGCUGCGGGGUUCAAUAAACUGGGCUUAAUGCGAGAUGAUACAAUACAUGAAAAUGAUGAUGUAAAAGAAGCCAUAAGAAGGCUUCCUGAGAACCUUUAUAACGAGAGGGUGUUUCGCAUUAAGAGAGCACUGGACCUGUCCAUGAGGCAGCAGAUCUUGCCUAAAGAGCAGUGGACAAAAUAUGAGGAGGAUAAAUUCUACCUUGAACCAUAUCUGAAAGAGGUUAUUCGGGAAAGAAAAGAGAGAGAAGAAUGGUCAAAGAAAUAAUCAUUUAGUCUAAACCUGUGGCUGCACCUGUCCUAAAGUAUUUUUAUGAAGUUGGUUAAACCUGAAACAUACAAUGUAGAACUAUCUGGGCUGUAAAUUUAUUACUUUAAAUAAAUAUCUAUUAUAAUUAU
Messenger RNA from Hippopotamus amphibius kiboko, 523 nucleotides. Its product is annotated as cytochrome b-c1 complex subunit 7. Bases 57 to 392 code for a protein of 111 amino acids. The record is from RefSeq and is a predicted model, not a curated record. Lineage: Eukaryota; Metazoa; Chordata; Mammalia; Artiodactyla; Hippopotamidae. The transcript has 4 exons. Gene Ontology annotation, biological process: mitochondrial electron transport, ubiquinol to cytochrome c.